CCGGGACGCGGCGGGCGCAGCGCUGAGCGGAGCGGCCACGCCGGGCUCGGCUCCCGCGCCCUCCCCGCGCCCGCAGCCCCGGCCCGCCGCUCCCUCCCGCCGGUGCGAUGCUGCUGCCGCUCGCCGUGCUGCCCUGCGCCUUCGUCCUGCUGCGGGCCGCAGCCUCUCUCCAAGUGGACAUUGUUCCAAGCCAGGGGGAGAUCAGCGUUGGAGAGUCCAAGUUCUUCUUAUGUCAAGUGGCCGGGGAGGCCAGGUCCAAGGACAUCUCGUGGUUCUCCCCGAACGGGGAGCGGCUGAGCCCGGGCCAGCAGCGCAUCUCGGUGGUGCGCAACGAUGACUCCUCGUCCACGCUCACCAUCUACAACGCCAACAUUGACGACGCCGGCAUCUACAAGUGUGUGGUCAGCAGCCCCGAGGAGGGCGACUCCGAGGCCACCGUCAACGUCAAGAUUUUCCAAAAGCUGAUGUUCAAGAACGCUCCCACCCCCCAGGAGUUCAAGGAAGGGGACGACGCUGUGAUCGUGUGCGACGUGGUCAGCUCGCUGCCCCCCACCAUCAUCUGGAAGCACAAAGGCAGGGAUGUCAUCCUGAAAAAGGAUGUGCGCUUCAUCGUCCUGUCCAACAACUACCUGCAGAUCCGAGGCAUCAAGAAGACAGAUGAGGGCACCUACAGGUGUGAGGGGAGGAUCCUGGCCCGGGGGGAGAUCAACUUCAAGGACAUCCAGGUCAUCGUCAAUGUGCCGCCCUCUGUGCGUGCCAGGCAGAGCACCAUGAACGCCACUGCCAACCUGAGCCAGUCUGUCACCCUGGCCUGUGAUGCUGAUGGCUUCCCCGAGCCCACCGUGUCCUGGACCAAGGAUGGAGAGCCCGUGGAGGAGGUGGAGGAGGAGGAGGACAAGUACAGCUUCAACUCGGACGGCUCCGAGCUGGUGAUCCACAGGGUGGACAAGAGCGACGAGGCCGAGUACAUCUGCAUUGCUGAGAACAAGGCUGGGGAGGCUGACGCCACCAUCCACCUCAAAGUCUUUGCCAAACCCAAGAUCACCUACGUGGAGAACAAGACAGCCAUGGAGCUGGAGGAUCAGAUCACGCUGACCUGCGAGGCCUCGGGGGACCCCAUCCCCUCCAUCACCUGGAGGAGCUCCAGCAGGAACAUCAGCAGCGAGGAGAAGGCUUCGUGGACCCGGCCCGAGAAACAAGAGACGCUGGACGGGCGGAUCGUGGUGCGCAGCCACGCUCGCGUCUCCUCGCUGACGCUCAAGGACAUCCAGUACACGGACGCGGGCGAGUACAUCUGCACCGCCAGCAACACCAUCGGCCAGGACUCGCAGGCCAUGUACCUGGAGGUGCAGUAUGCCCCCAAGCUGCAGGGCCCUGUGGCCGUGUACACCUGGGAGGGGAACCAGGUGAACAUCACCUGUGAGGUGUUUGCCUACCCCAGUGCUGUCAUCUCCUGGUUCCGGGAUGGGCAGCUGCUGCCCAGCUCCAACUACAGCAACAUCAAGAUCUACAACACGCCCUCAGCAAGUUACCUGGAGGUGACCCCAGACUCAGAGAAUGACUUUGGGAACUACAACUGCACAGCUGUGAACCGCAUCGGGCAGGAGUCGUCCGAGUUCAUCCUGGUGCAGGCAGACACGCCGUCCUCGCCCUCCAUCGGCAGGGUGGAGCCCUACUCCAGCAGCGCCCAGGUGGAGUUUGAGGAGCCCGAGGCCACGGGCGGGGUGCCCAUCCUCAGGUACAAGGCGGAGUGGAGGGCGCUGGGCGAGGGCGACUGGCACUCCCGGCUCUACGAUGCCAAGGAAGCCAACGUGGAGGGCGCAGUGACCAUCACGGGGCUGAAGCCUGAGACCACGUAUGCAGUGAGGCUGUCAGCAGUCAAUGGCAAGGGCGUGGGGGAGCUCAGCCCGCCCGCCGAGUUCAAGACGCAGCCAGUUCGCAUCCCUCACCCACGGGAACCCAGUGCCCCCAAGCUGGAAGGUCACAUAGGAGAGGAUGGCAACUCCAUCAAGGUGAACGUCAUCAAGCAGGACGACGGUGGCUCCCCAAUCAGGCACUACCUGAUCAAGUACAAAGCUAAGCACUCCUCGGAGUGGAAGCCCGAGAUCCGGCUGCCGUCGGGCAGCGACCACGUCAUGCUGAAAUCCCUGGACUGGAACGCCGACUACGAGGUGUACGUGGUGGCUGAGAACCAGCAGGGCAAGUCCAAGCCGGCCCACUACGCCUUCCGCACCUCGGCGCAGCCCACGGUGAUCCCAGCGACCUUGGGAAGUCCAUCAGCGUCGUCCUCCUUUGUCUCAUUGCUUCUCUCUGCAGUGACUCUGCUUUUGCUCUGUUAGAAACUUUCAAAAAACAAAAAAAAAAGAGUCAAAUAAAGCAAUAUUUGCUUGGGAAGGCCUGGGUCCCACCAAGGUGUGGAAGGAGAUAACUUUGCUUCAGAGGAUCGUGUCAGUUCAGAGAAAAACAAACAAAAAAAGAAACACAGAACUUAAAAAAAAUGUUUAAUUUGAAAGAGUCAGUAUUUUGUAACAAGGAAAAAAGGUUUCAGCCAAGUUUUUUUCUCUUUAACGUUUUUUUUUUGUCACUUGUAAUGAAUUUGCCCUUUUAAAUGGAUGUAAAGAAAGAUUUUUUUUGUGCUGUUUGCUUGCUGUUUUCAUCAAAGGAAGGUGCAAUGUUGAAAGCCUUUAAGAUCCUGCUUUUUACCGAUUUCUCUGCACAUCUGGUGCUGAUCUUGUGCAAAAGGAGGCCCCAUCCACAAACCCACAGACUGUAAAAAGAAAGAGAAGAUUUGUCAGAGACCAUCCUGCUGAUUGCCCAGAUGUCUCUGGGGGCUUUUGCAUGUGGAUCCAAAUGUCUGGAAGGUUUUCCUGCCGUGCUGCUCUGACCAUAAACAUCUGCUGGGAUCCCCCUGCUGCUCUUCCUCCUCCUCCUCCUCCUCCUCCUCCUUCCCUGGUGUGCAGGGUGGGGCUGGGCACUCCCAGCCCAUGGACACACCCCGUGCCAGUGGAUUUCCAGAGCUGUGUUCUCACAGAUCCCUUUCCUUGCUGUCCUGACAGGAAAUCUUGGCUGGGAUGGAGUGAGCUGAGCAGCAGAGUUGUAAUUACUGAUCCUUAAUCACCUUCCUGGCAGCAUCAGUCCCUGGGCUGAACUGGUGCAGCAGAGCCAUCUUUGGUGUCAAAUACUGGGAAUUCCCUUAGACAAAACUCAGAUGAUUUUUGCAUUGCUUCUUUGAAAAAAACCAGAUCUCCCCACCCCCAAAAAAAAAACCAAAAAAUCUGACACAACAACCCUAAUGAAUUUUGGGAAAUCCAUUGGGAUAGGAAAUUCAUUGGGGUAUGAAAUUCAUUGGGAUAGGAAGUCCUUUUGGGAUAGGAAAUCCUUUGGAACAGGAAAUCCAUUGGAGCAGGAAAUCCAGUGGGAUUCGGAAUCAAUUGGAACAGGAAAUCCAUUGAGAUAGGAAAUCCAUGGAUAGGAAAUCCGUUGGAAAAGGAAAUCCAUUGGGAUAGGAAAUUUGAGAUAUGAAAUCCAUUGGAACAGGAAAUCCAUUGGGAUAGGAAAUCCAUUGGGACAGAAAAUUUGGGAUAUGAAAUCCAUUGAGAUAGGAAAUCCAUUGGAACAGGAAAUCCAUUGGGAUAGAAAAUCCAUUGGAUAGGAGAUCCAUUGGGGUAGGAAAUUUGGGCUAGGAAAUCCACUGGAACAGGAAAUCCAUUGGGAUAGGAAAUCCACUGUAGCAGGAAUUCAUUGGAACAGAAAACCCAUUGAGAUAUGAAAUCCAUUGGGAUAGGAAAUUUGGGAUAUGAACUCCACUGGGAUAUGAAGUUCAUUGGGAUAGGAAAUCCAUUGGAACAGGAGAUCCAUUGGGAUAUGAAGUCCAUUGGGAUAGGAGAUCCAUCCCCUCUGAUGCUCUCCUAAAACCAGGGUUCUCCUAAAACCAGAAUGUCUCAAAGCCUCUCAGCUGGGUGGGGUUCAUCUCCUGACAGAAUCCUGCCCUCACUCGUGUCUGGCUCUGCCUUCUCUGCUCUGCUGUGUUGGAACUUCCCUGUCUGGAUUGGAAAUGCAGACUUGAUGCAGGUGUCGCACACAGAAGCCUGUGGGUUCAUUUUUUUAUUCCAAACCCCCUCAUUUCCAGUGCUGUAGAGUGUAGACUCUUUGUUAGAGCUUUGGAGUUUGCUGAAGUGCAGCAAAAUAAUCCUGAUACUAAAAACUGGUGUGAUUUGCCCUCUAACUGCAUUAAUUGAGCUCAUUGUAGGUCUGAAAUCAGCUUUUUGUGGGUUUCCCCCUAAUCCACAGAGGCUGAGAUGUUUCUCACCAAAAUGACAGCUAUUAAAAUGAUCUCUGUAACUUUGUGAGGUUGGUGUGGAGAGAGAGCAGCACCUGUGGAGGGGGUUCUGUCCCUGGGAAGGGCUCAGGAUUCUCUGUGGCUCCUUUAGUGUGGCUGAAAUGAAUCCCAAACGCCACAGCAGCCUGGAGCCCAGCCAGCAUGGAUUACAGACAGAAACUGCUGCUUUCUGUUGGAUAAAAUGAGGAGCAGAACUGGGGUUUUAGCACUGAUCAUGCCAGGUACCAGAGAUCUGUCAGGCCCUUGGUGUGAGUAAAAUGAAAUUCAAAUAGAGUUUUUAGAAGAGCCAGAGAGGGGGCAGAGGCUCAGAUAUGGAAGCAGAAGAUGCUCAAGCAGUGGGAUUUUCAUGCCUGCAGUUGCUGUGUGUGUGAGGGGCUGCAGAGCCCUGCAGGAUUCCCAGUUUGCUGCAGCCCCUCCACAUUCCCAGAGCUGUUUCUCAGAGCACUGUCUGGCUGUUUUUGUGGGCAGGAAGGUUUGGGAAUGUCCUGCUCCACCAGGAGCAGCUGCAGGUGCCUGCACCUCCAGGGUUCUGGGGGAUAAAAAUAAAUUUUUAUCUAAAAGGUUUUAAAAACAGCUUCUCCUGGCUCUGCUGGGGUGGGGUGGGCACUUGGGGCAGGGUGUGGUUUAUCCAUCCAGGAAAGGAUUUUGGUGUCACUCUGUGUUUGGGACAGGGGUGUGGUUUAUCCAGGAGAGAGGAUUUUGGUGUCACCGUGUGUUUUGGGACAGGGUGUGGUUUAUCCAGGAAAGGAUUUUGGUGUCACCGUGUGUUUUGGGACAGGCGUGUGGUUUAUCCAGGAAAGGAUUUUGGUGUCACUCUGUGUUUGGGACAGGGGUGUGGUUUAUCCAGGAGAGAGGAUUUUGGUGUCACCGUGUGUUUUGGGACAGGGGUGUGGUUUAUCCAGGAAAGGAUUUUGGUGUCACUCUGUGUUUGGGACAGGGGUGGUUUAUCCAGGAGAGAGGAUUUUGGUGUCACCAUGUGUUUUGGGACAGGGGUGUGGUUUAUCCAGGAAAGGAUUUUGGUGUCACCGUGUGUUUUGGGACAGGGGUGUGGUUUAUCCAGGAAAGGAUUUUGGUGUCACUGUGUGUUUUGGGACAGGGUGUGGUUUAUCCAGGAAAGGAUUUUGGUGUCACUCUGUGUUCAGCCUGCAGAGGAGAAGCUUUGGGGUGACCUCAGUGCCCCUUGCAGGACCUGGAGGAGCUGGCAGGAGAAGGGGAGAGGGAUUAUUUCCAUGGGAUGGAGGGACAGGAAGGGGGGAAUGGCUUCAGACUGCCACAGGGCAGGGCUAGGUGGGGUUUUGGGACGGAAUUGUUCCUUGUGAAGGUGGAGGGGGCUGGGAUGGGAUCCCAGAGCAGCUGUGGCUGCCCAGGGUCCCUGGCAGUGUCCAGGGCCAGGUCGGAUGGGCUUGGAGCAGCCCAUGAUGGUGGAAGGUGUCCCUGGACACAGUGGAAGGUGUCCCUGCUAUGGCAGGGGUGGAUGGAUGGGAUUUGGGGUCACUUCAGACCCAACAGAGCCAGAAGGACCAGAGCUCUGGGGCCACAAUGCACAAGAAUCCAGGGCAGCUCUGGGAAAUCCCAAAUCCCCAUCCCAGCGGCUCUGGGAGCUCACUCACAGGGUUUGGAACGUGGGAGAGCAGAAUCCUUGUCCCCAAGCUGCUGGGAGCUCACUCAGAGUGCGGAACAUGGAUUUCUGUCCCUGGAGAGCAGGGUCACAGCUCCCCAGGCUCUGGGAGCUCACUCACAGGGUUUGGAACGUGGAUUUCUGUCCCUGGAGAGCAGGGUCCUUGUCCCCAGGCUGGGCUGGGGGAACAGCCCUGAAAAUCCCCCUUCAAAGGGAACAAAGAGCUGCUCUCUGGGGCGUGCUGCUGGCUACAGAGUGGAUUUUUGUUUGGUUUGUCCCUUCUUCUUCUUCCUUUUGCCAAAUCCUGUAGGGCCUUGGCCGUGCCCGCAGUCCCACCUGCCUCUCCCCACCCUGUUUGUGUCUGACAUUGUGCAGUGACCCCCCAGGCCAGGGGGACACAGCUGAGCUCUCUCUGUCAGGGCAGGUUCUGCUGCGUGGCUUUCCCGUGCACUGUGAAAUGAGGGGGGUUAGAAAAGCCAGUCUCGCAGGAAGCUCAUUUUCCAUUGGAAAACAUAAUUUGUAAUUAAUAAAUUCUUCACUUCUUUAGAA
Molecule: messenger RNA, 6506 nt
Organism: Zonotrichia leucophrys gambelii
Lineage: Eukaryota; Metazoa; Chordata; Aves; Passeriformes; Passerellidae
Gene: NCAM1
Product: neural cell adhesion molecule 1
Exons: 18
Coding region: 108-2339 (743 amino acids)
Biological process (GO): synapse organization; homophilic cell-cell adhesion
Cellular component (GO): plasma membrane; neuronal cell body; axon
Molecular function (GO): protein binding; axon guidance receptor activity
Source: RefSeq, a predicted model, not a curated record